UUUUUUCUUUUUUCUUUCGGGCGGGAGGCAUCGCGCGGAAGCAUACGCUGUGAGACGUGUAUUGGAUUGUUGGACUGUAUUUAAUUGGUGCCUUUAUUCCUCCGCAACCGUGAUCGUCAUCCGACUCCUACAAUUCCAAGCGGCAGUAUAUGAGACACUUCGAUUGUUUGUUUUCUGCUCUUCCGACUCUCCCAGCCUUAGUCUUUCAAUAGUCCGGUCAUUAACUGCGCACUCUCUUCCACCCUCCUAUGGAUGGCAAAGACAGAGGCGACGAUUCUGGCAAGCGAAGUUCUCUGCCAAGCAGUCUAAUUCCCCAUCUAUAUUCAAGCCCACAGAAAGUCCGGAACAGCUCUACCAGGACGACGCUCCCUGAAGCUCGGGACGACGAAGACAUGGAGCCGGAGCAUCCUGGGCCCUCACCGCCGCUCCGUUCUCGCCAUUCUGCCACUACUCCUUUACCCUCUGGGCCAUAUCCCUCAAACGCCCUACGCGCUGUACAUGCAUAUGCGAGCUACGAGGCAGGCUGGCAAGGCGAUCCCUCUGUACCACCUGGCCUUGGUGGCUCUUCUUCCAUUCCACAUGGUCCGCCCAGUCGACGAGACGACGAAGACACGGUCGCUGCUCGUCAUGGCACCCCGACUUCCUUCGCUGCUCGGGCCGGCGCUCCUCGUGUAUCCUCCGUGCCCUAUCCCGCCAACGUGUAUCGUCCAUUCGUGGGGUACGAGACAGCGGCGUGGCAAGACAAUCCUACGGGCUCAUCUGCAGCUAGUCGUCCCAACGGCUCUUCUUCCGUCCCGCAUGGUCAACCCAUUCGAAGUGACCCGGCGUACUAUGUCUCCAGUUCUAGGGGACCUUCUGGCGGGUACACUCUGCAGCAUUCACCUGACUAUGCUGUUUGGCGGGAGGGGGAAGCUGGACCGUCUCACAUACGCUACGACGCCAGAGACGGAAUGAGACAAAGAUAUCCUCCUGAGCCGCAACCUAGUCCGUCUCGCGGAACGGGACACUAUGAACAGGUUUAUCGAAGGGAUUCUACGCCUCGAAGCGAACCACCGGGCCCGUCUCAUGGAAUGAGUCAAUACGACGAACGCGCCGCAAUGGCAUACCGCCGAGAACCAAUCCCUCGAGAUACAUACACGGGCGGCGGCCCUCCGGUGUCUCAGUGUACGUGUUUAUCCAUUUAUGUCGCUGUGCGUCGGGUAGAGCUGACUGAUAUUUAGACAAUCCUUAUAGUGUGAGGGCUCAGUAUCAGGAAAUAUCACCCUCACAUGGAGUGCGCCCCGGACCUGAGAGCUUGUACAGUGAGGUGCUUCCUCCACGACAAGGGCCGGCUU
Messenger RNA from Guyanagaster necrorhizus, 1334 nucleotides. RefSeq lists its product as uncharacterized. The transcript has a single exon. The record is from RefSeq and is a predicted model, not a curated record. The coding region runs from base 249 to 1220 and encodes 323 amino acids. NCBI's taxonomy places the organism in Eukaryota, Fungi, Basidiomycota, Agaricomycetes, Agaricales, Physalacriaceae.